Molecule: messenger RNA, 3674 nt
Organism: Pseudophryne corroboree (corroboree frog)
Lineage: Eukaryota; Metazoa; Chordata; Amphibia; Anura; Myobatrachidae
Gene: CMTR1
Product: cap methyltransferase 1
Exons: 25
Coding region: 297-2834 (845 amino acids)
Biological process (GO): 7-methylguanosine mRNA capping
Cellular component (GO): cytoplasm; nucleus
Molecular function (GO): protein binding; nucleic acid binding; methyltransferase cap1 activity
Source: RefSeq, a predicted model, not a curated record
ACAAUGGGAGCAGCAGUCUCUGAGCAGGCGCUGUGCAGGGCAGCCGGUUUGACGUCACGCGAAGCGCCGGGUGACCGAAGGACCCGAGUGUCAGAGAGGAGGAAACAGCCGGAGAAACGAAACCGGAGCCCGCGGCACGGAGCAACCGUCAGUGAAACUCCUCGUUCUCCCUCUUUCGCACAGCCGCAUGCUGCUCCAUCCCGGACGCUGGUGAUGCCCUGAAGCAGAGCUCACAAUCCGUGUCAUCUGGGAAUUCUGUCACUUUCCGAGCUGCCUCCCAUGCGCCCUAAGUGAGAAUGAAGAGACGAGCUGAGCGCGACCUCCAGACCAACACCCAGAGUCGACAGAAGAAGCGCAUUGAAGAAUUGGGGCUCAACUUGAGCUCAACCUCGGAUGAUGACACUCAGCACAGCAAUCAUGGCACCCAAGAGUCUUCCACAAGUGGUACUGGCUCCGACAGUGAGAACGAUGAGAAGAGACCGGUUUUCGGGUUCGGGGGUAAAGCGAGCACCGCAGACCCUCUGGCAGAAGGAACAUCCUCUAAUUUUGCCAUGUUUAACAGCGUCUCUCAGAAGCUCAUGGCCAAGAUGGGUUUCCGUGAGGGAGAAGGCUUGGGGAAGUACGGUCAGGGCCGAAAAGAGAUCAUUGAGACGUCCAAACAGAAAGGAAGGAGAGGUCUGGGACUCAUCUUGAAAGGGUUCGAGAAGGAACUCAAUGUGAGCUGGAGAGACAUGCCAGAGGCCACAGCUUAUGAAGAAAUCGACUGGUACCCAGAAUGCACCACAGAGAUUCCCGAUGCUGACGAACUGUCUGAUUGGAUGACAGUAGGCAAGAGGAAGAUGAUCAUAGACGACGAGACAGAGUUCUGCCGCGAGCACCUUCUGGGAAGCCUUUUGGAGUGCAAGAGUGCGUUUGAUGAGCUGGAAGGUGAGGAGAUGAGACGAGCCAGGUCACGAUCUAACCCGUAUGAGAUGAUUCGAGGGGUCUUCUUCCUGAACAGGGCGGCGAUGAAGAUGGCCAAUAUUGACCACGUGUUCGAUUACAUGUUUACAAAUCCCAAGGACUCUCAAGGGAAACCACUGUUGAAGGAUCGGGAGUCAGAGUUGCUUUAUUUUGCGGAUGUUUGCGCCGGCCCAGGUGGGUUCUCAGAGUACGUCUUGUGGAGGAAGAAGUGGCACGCCAAGGGGUUUGGAAUGACCCUAAAGGGACCCAAUGACUUCAAGCUAGAGGACUUCUACUCUGCGUCCAGUGAACUCUUUGAACCUUAUUAUGGUGAAGGAGGGGUGGAUGGGGAUGGGGAUGUCACCCGUCCGGAGAACAUCACAGCUUUUCGUAACUUUGUUCUGGACAAUACAGACCAUAAGGGAGUACACUUUAUGAUGGCAGAUGGGGGUUUCUCUGUGGAGGGGCAGGAGAACAUACAGGAGAUACUCUGCAAACAGCUGCUGCUCUGCCAGUUUCUGGUGGGACUCUCCGUCGUCCGUAUAGGAGGACAUUUCAUCUGCAAGACCUUCGACCUGUUCACCCCAUUCAGUGUGGGUCUGAUUUACUUACUGUACUGCUGCUUUGAACACGUCUGCCUCUUCAAGCCAGUGACCAGCCGACCGGCAAACUCCGAAAGGUAUGUGGUGUGUCGAGGCUUGAAGGCAGGCAUAGAAGACGUGCGCAAUUACUUGUUUACCGUCAACCUGCGCCUCAACCAGCUGCGUAACUCUGAUCAGGAUGUGAAUCUAGUGGUGCCUUUAGAGGUGCUGAGAGGAGACCGUCAGUUUUACGAGUACAUGGUCCGCUCCAAUGAGAGCUAUUGCGAGGUACAAAUUAAAGCUUUGGCUAAGAUCCACGCCUUUGUUCAAGACUCGACCAUAACUGAGCCGCGCCAGGCCGACAUACGCAAAGAGUGCCUAAAACUGUGGGGGAUUCCCGACCAGGCUCGAGUGGCCCCAACGAACACCGACCCAAAGACCAAGUUCUUCCAGCUCAUACAGGGCCGGGACAUUGAGGUUUUCAGUUACAAACCCACCCCGCUCACCGCAAAGACCCUGGAGAAGCUGAGCCACGUUCUAGACUAUCGGUGUAUGGUGUCUGGCAGUGAGCAGAAGUUCCUCUUAGGAUUAGGUAGGUCUCAGAUCUACACGUGGGGGGGCCGCCCUUCCGACCGCUGGACUAAAUUGGACUUAAGGACAGAGCUUCCCCGAGACACCCUUCUGUCGGUGGAGAUUGUCUAUGAACUGAAAGGCGAGGGUAAGGCACAGAGAAAGAUCGGCGCCAUCCACAUCCUUGAUGUUCUCUUCCUGAACGGAAUGGACGUUCGGCCGCAUCACUUCAACCUGCGGAUACAGCUGGCAGAGAAGUACGUCAAAGCCGUCUCUAAGCCCAGUCGCCCCGACAUGAACCCCAUCCGGGUAAAGGAAGUUUACCGACUAGAAGAGAUACAGAAGAUCUUCCUAAGGCUGGAGAUGAAGAUGAUCAAGAGUUCUGGUGGGAUACCACGGCUGUCCUAUACUGGAAGAGAUGACCGUCACUUUGUGCCGUCCGGAUUGUACAUUGUGAAGACUGUGAAUGACCCAUGGACGAUGGCCUUCAGCAAGAGCCGCAACCGCAAAUAUUUCUACAACCUCAAGACCCAAAAGUCCAUGUAUGAAGUCCCUGUGGAGUCCAUAGCACCAUUUCACAUCUGCUACUCUGAACGGCUCUUUUGGGAGUGGAACGAAGGCGUCCAGAUACACGAGUCUCAAAAACGGGACCCUAGCCCAGACAAGCUCUCCAAGGACGACGUCCUCCACUUUAUUCGGAUGCACCAGCCCUCGUCUUCCGGGGCCAGAGAGGAGAGGUAGUACUGCAUCGGACACACCUCUCCCCAUUACUCCCCUCUCGGACUCAGAUAGCCGAUCAGCUCUUAAAGUGAUUUGAAGCUUGAGCGAGGGGAUUCUAGGGGGUUUUAUCCCCCUAUCUACCUUUAUUAAAGAAGUCUGACUUGCACUGCAGAUGAGAGAAAGUCAUUGGCCUAGAUCCUCUUUCUGCUCCUGUUGUUGCUCCACUGGUACCUUGUCUGGUCUCUUUUUUUUUUUUUUUUUGGAGGGGUACAAUGCCGGUGGUGACACUUGCUUUAUUUUUAAAUACACAUUUACUUUUUUUUUUUCAUGGUAUUGAACUAUAACAAAACAUCUGAACCCAAACUCUAUGAAACCGCGCCAAGCACAAGCUAUUAAAGGUAUAGUUUAAAGAUACACAGAUUUAUCAGAUUUAAGAUUAAAUGUAGAAAAAAAAAACAGUCUUACCCACCUCGUCUCAUUCUAUAGGUGCAGUAUUUUCCGUAAAUACUUGGACUGAUGCGUGCAAGGGAGAUUCACAUGCACGCAGACGCAUCGGAUGGUAUUUUUUUAGGAACUCUGCUUUACCGCUCAUGUUUAUUGUGUAUCUCAUGUCAAAGAGUUACUGACGUCGCCAAACACAGUGGUGUUUAGAAGUUCUGGAUUUCAGCCACAUUGAGUGUAUCCCCACUGAGCAGGGCAGCAUUCAUUACAAUGGGACUGAUGCUAUGAGAGACUGCGGAAAGGAAUUACGUCCCAUGCUUUGGGGGAUCGCCUCACUCCUACAGCAAUAAACUCUACAAACUGGAUACCACUAGGUUAUAGUACUGUAAUCUGGAUCAGUAAAGACCGAUGUGUUUACCA